Molecule: messenger RNA, 1397 nt
Organism: Malania oleifera
Lineage: Eukaryota; Viridiplantae; Streptophyta; Magnoliopsida; Santalales; Ximeniaceae
Exons: 7
Coding region: 98-931 (277 amino acids)
Biological process (GO): mitochondrial proton-transporting ATP synthase complex assembly
Cellular component (GO): mitochondrial inner membrane
Source: RefSeq, a predicted model, not a curated record
AGGCCAAAAUAAAAUGCUGGGCUGACGAGCUUUUUGGUUCAGAGAGAAGUAUAGGAGGGAAAACCUUAUUCGGAGUGAGAGACAGAGAGGAGCUGAAAUGAGAUGUAAGAUGUUGGGAUUGAAGCGGUUGAUUCCGAACUCGGGGUCAAGGCGACCUGCGAGUCUCAAUUCUCGAAUCUUCUUCACGCACGAAGAUGAGAAACCAUUCCUCCAUCCUGCAAAUCUUCUCGCCCAAAGAACCUCGGCUCGUUUCUUUGACAUUCACCAGAUUGCCAACAAAGACGCCAUAAAAAAAGAGCGCGCUCGGCUUUCAGAUGAGAUGAAUAGGGGUUACUUCGCUGACAUUUCGGAGCUCAACCAACAUGGUGGUAAGAUUGCGAUCGCAAAUAAAAUUAUCAUUCCGGCAAUGGCGGCCGUUAAAUUUCCUUCGGUUGAAGUGAGCCGUUCAGAUGGUACAAGUCUUAAGCUGCCCAUUUGUCUCAAUGGAACUGAACUCGAGUCCUUCAAAUCUAACAUUCCUAAGGCUUGUCUACUGUGUCUUUCCUUUCGAGCGAGCUCUCAGGCAAUGAUUGAUUCUUGGAGCACUCCUUUUAUCAACACUUUUAGUGAUUCAACGAAUGUUCAGUUGUACGAGGUCUCAUUAAUAGACUCGUGGUUAUUAUCAUUGAAUCCUAUAAAGAGACUUCUUCUUCGGAUAAUGAGAAAAUCUAAUCCAGAUGGAAGAAAGAGUAUGCUGCAGAGACAAAUUGUUUAUUCUUUUGGUGACCAUUAUUACUUCAGGAAAGAGCUCAAGAUACUGAACCUUCUUACCGGGUACAUAUUUUUGCUGGACCAGUUUGGUAGAAUAAGAUGGCAGGGUUUUGGGUUGGCCACACAAGAGGAGUUGUCCUCACUUUUGUCCUGCACGUCACUUUUAUUGGAGGAGAAAUGAAGAUUUGAAUAACACAAAGCAACAUGGAAUUCAAAAGGUGAUGCGGUUUGCCUGCAUUUACUAUAGGUGGAGAGCCAUUAAUGAGAUAAUUUCUGAAGGGAAGGUGCCAGAGUAUAUUGCCUUACAAAUUGCAAAAGGUACAAGAAUGAUCUGAAAUUGACUUGUCCAUCUUUUAUAUUUUGUAUUGAAGUCUUGUCUUCUUCUCUUCUGUAUUUUUCUAGCUGGUGCUUAACUCUUUCAAAAAAACAAAUUAAAAUUAUAAAAUGAAUGUUAGUCCUAUACAAUGUAAAUAAAAAAUUAAUAAAAAAAAAAGAAAAGAAACUCAGACUUCUAUUAAUUGAUUGGCCGUAAAGUUUGAGCUAGUUUAUCUGGAAGUUGGCCGGUUUUGAAUCUAAUCUAGCAAACAUUUUGUAACAUUACAAUUACAAGGUAUUUUUUUUAUGAUUUAUUAGUAAUUCUUGAUUUU